This is a messenger RNA of Caenorhabditis remanei, 2343 nucleotides long. RefSeq lists its product as uncharacterized. The coding region runs from base 1 to 2343 and encodes 780 amino acids. NCBI's taxonomy places the organism in Eukaryota, Metazoa, Nematoda, Chromadorea, Rhabditida, Rhabditidae. The record is from RefSeq and is a predicted model, not a curated record. The transcript is spliced from 10 exons. Gene Ontology annotation, biological process: mitotic cell cycle; cytoplasmic microtubule organization; spindle assembly. Gene Ontology annotation, molecular function: gamma-tubulin binding; microtubule minus-end binding. Gene Ontology annotation, cellular component: centrosome; equatorial microtubule organizing center; spindle pole.
AUGACGUCAUCUCGUUCUCGUGCGAAUUCAUCAUUCACUUCUUAUGACCAUCGAAUGGAACGACAAUUGACGGGAUCUCAGAGACCACGGAGUCCCUAUCGAAUGAGUGGAAAUGGAAGUAUUCCGACGACAAGAGUCUCACCACUCACUGCCAGUAAUCAUCUAUUCUCCGCUCCGAACAAUGGGUACAGUACCACGAGCACGACUCCAACGCAUCAUCUGCGUGGAAUGCUUCCAUCGUCACGUCUUCGAGAAGAAUCUCCAGGAGGAGGCUCCGCCCAUCAAUAUCAACGAACGAAUUCAUCGAAUGGACAGAUUCAGAUGAGACAAACGACACCGUCUUCUGGAAGUCAUCAGAUUCCUCAGAUGACGUCUUCUGUCAGAGCACAUAUCAACUCAAAAUCGAAUACGCCUCUCCAUUCGAGACUCGGAAAUGCUAUUACCGAAACUGAGUCGACGGUAUGCGAAUGUCUUCUCUCUGCUCUAAUUGGAAUUGAAUCUCGUCUCUUUACUCCGAUUCAUCGAAAAAUGACAAUCACAUCGACUGCCUCCAUUUCAACGACGCAUCUCGCUGUAUGUCAACGUGUUCUCUCUGUCGCUAACAUAUAUCUUCUUCUAUCGCAUAAAGAGAAUCCAUAUCCAGAUGGAAUGCAUGUAACAACUGCACUUUUGGCUGCAAUUCGAUCAAUAAUUGGAGAUUAUAUCGGAGAUAUCGAUGAAUUGAGACGAAUGAAGGGAUUACGAUUCCAUCAUUGUCUUCCGCUUAUCGAUAAAUGGAGUAUCCGACUGAAUAUUGUGGCGAUGGCACAUAAAAUUAGACAUCUUCCCCAACUGGAUCUCCUCGAGAAUCUGUAUAUCCUCAAUUCGGCUUACAGUUUUGAAGAAGAUCGACGUGUUGUAUUGAAUAAAAUCAUGGAUUACUGUAUGGGAGUAUACUGUAGUCAAAUGAUGGAAUGGAUGACAACUGGAGAGGUUCCUGUGGAUAAGUGGAUUAUUGGAAAAGAUGCACAAAAUCGAGAUGAAUUGGUUCUCCGAAAGAUUCCAAUUUUCAUGUCCGACGAGGAUGCAAGAAUUGUGAGUUCUGGCGCACCUUUGACGCGUUUUUGGGCACAAAUCCUCGACUUCGAACCGAAAAAUUCCGAUUUUUCAGCUCUAAAAUCGAUUUUCCACUUCUCGAAAUCGGAAAAAUCGCUGCCACACGUGCACGGUGCAUCGGAUGAAGAUCUCGAAUCAAUCGAUCGAACGACUACAGUAGUCCGUGGAGCUCUGUGUCCCAAAUUGAUAUUUCAAAAGGAAUUGACGGCGUGUCUGAUGAUUCUGAGAGACGUCGUUUGUGGAAUUGUGAUGAGAAUGGUAUUGACGACGGGACGACUCAAAGAACACAUUCUCAAAGCGACUUCAUUCUUUUUUCUGUCGGAUCCACGAUUUACAGCCACAUUGUAUAGUGUUAUCAAAGAGGCCUCGCUGGGACUCCGCCCCGGAAGUGCAUCAUUGACUCGUCAACAAGUGUCGAGUGCUCUCGCCGCUGCUCUCGAAGCGUGUACAUCGACGAAUAGUAGUCAUUCAGAUUCAGAAGAUAGGAAGAAACAGAAAUUGAAGUUCAAAUUGGAUGCGAUGACUUCGCUCGGCUCCACCCCCAACGUCUCGUCAAAAAUGCAAUUCGUCACCCCAUUAUCUCCACACUACGAACCCCAUCUGGACCUAAUGAAACCGAUAUUCUCUGCGUGUGACUCCGCCUACGAAUCAAUCUUUCACGUGUUAUGGGCCAUCGAAUUGGCGCGUUUCUCGUGUCAGGAGACGUCAACUCAGAAUCUGCCAGGAAUAAUGAGAUUCUUGUUGAGAAAUUAUUCCCUCCGUGAAAAUGCGACGUGUCUUCUGAAUACGUUGUCUCACGUCUUCUGUAUCAUCAACUCGUCGCUUCUACGUCUUCGUUCUCAUAUCUCCAUUCAACUUCGUCAACUUCUCUCCAGAUUUUUGGCGGCUAUCGAUGAGAAGUGUGUCGACGUUGAUGACGUCAUCCGAGAGCAUCUGAAGUUCACACGCCACGUGUCGGUCGUUGUUUUUGUGAGAAAUAAUGAGAGAAUUGAGCAUGAGCUGGCGAAUUUACUACGUGUCGCGUUUGAAGCACAAGAUUUGACGAAGGAAUUUGUGGAGACGUGGAGUGACGUCAUCGACCAAACGGAUUCUGAUGAGAAUGUUAGGAAGGCACGAAUUGCAGAGUGUUGUCAGAAACGAACGAUAGCUGUGAGAAUUCUGUUGGAAACUGUUAAUAAAUGUCACAAAAAUCUGAUGGAACUUCUCGACGAACAAAUCACCUAUGGAAACGACGCUCUUUUGGAAUAA